Arabidopsis arenosa is the source of this 1477-nucleotide messenger RNA. The record is from the annotation of a GenBank genome assembly. Lineage: Eukaryota; Viridiplantae; Streptophyta; Magnoliopsida; Brassicales; Brassicaceae.
UAGAGUGUUGAAGUCGUUAAUGGCGAAAACUGAUAAGCUAGCUCAAUUCCUUGAUUCGGGCAUCUACGAAUCCGACGACUCCAAUUGGUUCUUCUUAGACCCAGUUCGUAUCACCAAUCGUUCAUAUACCCGAUUUAGGGUUUCACCUUCUGCUUAUUACUCUCGUUUCUUCAAUUCCAAGCAACUCAAUCAACAAUCCAGCGACUCUAAUCCGAGAAAGCGAAAACGGAAGCAGAAAAACCCUAACUUUCACCUUCCUAGUGUAGGAGAGCAAGCUUCGAAUCUUCGUCAUCAGGAAGCGAGGCUGUUCUUAUCGAAAGCCCAUGAAUCCUUUUUAAAGGACAUUGAGUUGUUGAAUUUAACGAAAGGUCUAAGUGAUGAUGAUUCUAGUUUGUUGAACAAGUGUUUUGACGAUGAACUCUCUUUUAUUGAUCUUGGAGGAGUGUGGCAAGCUCCUUUCUAUGAGAUAACACUGAAUUUUAAUCUACAUUGCGACAAUGAAGGUGAGACUAGCAAUGAACAGAAGGUGUUUCAAGUGUUCAACAACCUAGUAGUGAACGAGACAGGAGAAGAAGUUGAAGCUGAUUCUUUUUCCCAUGUUGCCUUCAAGUCUGAUUUACUGCACAUCCGAAACCUCGUUCCUGCUAAACCUGAAGAAGGCUUCAAUCUUAUAGUUAUUGAUCCACCUUGGGAAAAUGCAAGUGCUCAUCAGAAAUCAAAGUAUCCUACUUUACCAAACCGAUACUUCUUAUCUCUCCCGAUCAAGCAGCUUGCUCAUGCUGAAGGAGCUCUCGUGGCAUUAUGGGUGACUGAUAGAGAGAAAUUACUUAGUUUUGUUGAGAAAGAGCUAUUCCCUGCUUGGGGAAUUAAGUAUGUAGCUACAAUGUAUUGGUUGAAGGUGAAACCAGAUGGUACACUGAUUUGCGAUCUGGACCUGGUCCAUCAUAAACCUUAUGAGUACCUUCUACUAGGCUACUGCUUUACCGAAUUUCCAGGAUCAGAACAUAGGUCAGAUUUUGAACUCUUGGACAAGAACCAGAUAAUCAUGAGCAUCCCUGGAGAUUUUUCGAGGAAACCCCCAAUUGGAGAGAUACUAAUGAAACACACUCCCGGGUCUCAACCAGCUCGGUGCCUUGAGCUAUUUGCUAGGGAAAUGGCUGCCGGAUGGACCUCUUGGGGAAAUGAACCGCUUCACUUUCAGGACUCAAGAUACUUUUUGAAAGAUUACUGGGGACAGUUAGGAGAGAACCCUUGGAAAGAAGUAGAAGGUCGGUGUAGUGAAACGUCAUCGUUUGAAGAAGCCAGCCAACAAUAGAGUAAGCCUGAAACAACUAUAGUGUUAGUUACAAGUGUUAGUGUGUAACUAAGAUUAUUUUGUCUCAGAACUGUACCAUCAAUUUAGUCAGCUUUUUCCUUUUCCUGUCAUAAGCAGAUGAUGUUUCAGAUAAAUUUUUUAUAAUAUAUUAUCAGUACAAUA